Lasiodiplodia theobromae is the source of this 1371-nucleotide messenger RNA. Its product is annotated as Tryptophanyl-tRNA synthetase. NCBI's taxonomy places the organism in Eukaryota, Fungi, Ascomycota, Dothideomycetes, Botryosphaeriales, Botryosphaeriaceae. Gene Ontology annotation, cellular component: cytoplasm. Bases 1 to 1371 code for a protein of 456 amino acids. Gene Ontology annotation, molecular function: ATP binding; tryptophan-tRNA ligase activity. Gene Ontology annotation, biological process: tryptophanyl-tRNA aminoacylation. The record is from RefSeq and is a predicted model, not a curated record. The transcript is spliced from 3 exons.
AUGGCCGAAAAGCAGCCCACCAACGAGCCCGGCGAGCCUCCGUCCGUUGCCGCCCUCUCGCUCGCCGAGACGGCCACCGAGCCUGUUAAGAAGGCCGCCGAGCAGGAAAUCAACCCUUGGGACGUCUCUGCCGCCGUCGACGAGCAGGGCAACACUCUGGCCUUCGACUAUGAGGCAAUCUCGCGCAAGUGGAACACCAAGCUGAUCGACGAGGCGCUGCUCGAGCGCUUCGAGCGCGUCACCGGCAAGAAGCCUCACCGCUGGCUGAGGCGCGGCCUCUUCUUCUCGCACCGCGACUUCGACCUGAUCCUCAACUACUACGAGCAAGGCCGUCCCUUCUUCCUCUACACCGGCCGCGGUCCCUCGUCGGACAGCAUGCACAUUGGCCACACGAUCCCCUUCGAGUUCACCAGAUGGUUGCAGGAGGCUUUCGACUGCCCGCUCGUCAUCAUGUUGACGGACGACGAGAAAGCCUUGUUCAAGGAUAACCUGACCUUUGAGGAGACCAUGCAGUGCGCCCGCGACAAUGCCAAGGAUAUCAUUGCCCUCGGCUUCGACCAGAAGAAGACUUUCAUUUACAGCGAUCUGAAGCACAUCGGAUACGCUGGUGGCCACAUGAUGAUCAAUGCCUGGGAGUUCUCCAAGCUUGUUACCUUCAACCAGGUCCGCGGCGCUUUCGGCUUUGACGGCAGCACCAACACCGGCCGCAUAUUCUUCCCCAUGUUCCAGUGCGUCGCCGCCUUUGCUACCUCCUACCCCGAAAUCUGGGGCGAUGACCCGAACUCCGACUUCCGGAGCAAGAAGACCGCUCAAAUCCCUUGCCUGAUCCCCUGCGGCAUUGAUCAGGAUCCUUACUUCCGUCUCGUGCGCGAAAACUCACACCGCAUGAAGCACCCCGUUCCGAAGCCGGCGCUUAUCCACUCCAAGUUCCUGACUGCCCUUCAGGGCGCUGGCGGCAAGAUGAGCGCCAGCAACCCCAACAGUGCUAUUUUCAUGUCGGAUACCCCCAAGCAAAUCCAGAAGAAGAUCAACAGCCACGCCUUCUCCGGUGGCCAGGAAACCCUUGAGCUUCACCGUGAGCUGGGUGGUAACCCGGACAUCGAUGUUGCGUAUCAAUACAUCACGUACUUCGAGGAUGACGAUGAGAAGUUGAAGACACUCUACGACGGAUACAAGAAGGGAGAGAUUCUAACGGGUGAGAUGAAGAAGGAGUGCGUCAAGCUCAUGCAGGAGUACGUCAAGGGCUUCCAGGAACGCAGAUCGAAGGUCACGGACGAGGUCAUGCAGAGUUUCAUGAAGCCAAGGAAGCUAGAAUGGGGCCUCAACCCGAACCCUAAGAAGCCCGCGAAGAAGGAGGCUGAGAAGAAGUGA